This is a messenger RNA of Pseudophryne corroboree (corroboree frog), 3913 nucleotides long. RefSeq names its product F-box and leucine rich repeat protein 16 (gene FBXL16). Gene Ontology annotation, biological process: SCF-dependent proteasomal ubiquitin-dependent protein catabolic process. The transcript is spliced from 6 exons. NCBI's taxonomy places the organism in Eukaryota, Metazoa, Chordata, Amphibia, Anura, Myobatrachidae. Bases 687 to 2180 code for a protein of 497 amino acids. Gene Ontology annotation, molecular function: protein binding. The record is from RefSeq and is a predicted model, not a curated record. Gene Ontology annotation, cellular component: SCF ubiquitin ligase complex.
AGGGGAGACAGCGAGGAAGGAGGUAUGCCUGGAGUCAUGAAUUAUUGAUAAUAAUGCUGAUGUCUCUUUAACUGGAGAUGUGUGUGACACCCUGUGUGUGUGUGUGUGUGCACACAGAAUAGACAGCCAGCCAGGCAGCGCUGCGUGUGUGACAGAGGGUGGGGAAUACACAGUAAUUCUAGGCUUUUAAUGUCGGCUUCUACCCUUCUUCCUCUCCCUGUGUGACACGGUCGCCUGCUGACAAAGAGAAAAUCUGUCCUUAAAGCCAUUAUCCAGAAGGAGCCUUUAUUUAUCUGGAAAGCCUCCAUCUUCUGCCUUCGCACCUGCAAGUGUCUCCAGCUGUCACCCUCCCCCUCCGUGCAACCCCAGUCGUCAGGGUGAAUGGAACCCCUGGGCUGACUGAGGAGGGAGCCCUGUGGAUCUCAGUGUAUCAGACUGUCAUUCUGGUGGCUGCAAGGUGUUCUGGGAUACAAGAUGUUGGCGUGACCUAUUUUGGCUGCUGUUGAUCAUGGUUUAGUGAAGGAGAUCUGGAAUUUGCUCAGGGAUUGCCACUACGACCCCCAGGCUGGGGUGUCCAGGACUACCAGGUUCCCCUGGCUCCAUCAUUCCCACCUGUCUGGAACCUGAUCACCAAGAGGGGAGUUAUGCCAUGAGAUGAGGAACCACCGCUGACGUGAGUUGAAAACAUGUCUAAUACAACCAACGGUGACACCAAAGCCCAGUGCUUGCCACGUAACGGGCUGGUGAAGAUCCCUGGACCCACCAAUGGUCUAGGCUCUGCCAGCAUCACCAAAGGAACACCAGCAGUCAAGAACCGGAUUUGCCAGCCUCCCUCUGUGCCAUCCAUUUUAAGUCAGGCCUUUCCCAAGCACCCGGAGCAUGUUAACCCUUCAGUGUUACCCAUCCUACCACCGCCACCGGCCCACAACAUCCCUUUGGGCCUCAGCCCUGGAGAGGAAAAUGCACCAUUACCAUGUGGGCCCUCCUUGGACAGAGUCCAGGGUCAGGGGAAGGACUGUCACCUGGCCCUUGAUGAGAAGAUCCUAAACCGACUCUUCUCUUACUUCUCGGCUUGCGAGAAGUGCGUCCUUGCACAGGUCUGCAAGACGUGGAGGCGGGUACUUUACCAGCCCAGGUUCUGGGUGAGCCUCAGCCCUGUCCUCCACGCCAAGGAACUAUACAAUCUCUUGCCCACAGGGGAGAAGGAGUUUGUCAGUCUGCAGGGAUUUGCUGUGCGCGGGUUUGAAGCGUUCUGUUUGGUUGGCGUGUCGGACCUGGAUAUCUGUGAGUUCAUUGACAACUAUCCUCUGUCAAAGAAAGGGGUGAAGUCUGUGAGCCUAAAACGGUCAACAAUCACCGACGCUGGCUUGGAGGUGAUGCUGGAGCAGAUGCAGGGAGUGGUAAGACUGGAGCUGUCUGGUUGCAACGACUUCACCGAGGCCGGCUUGUGGUCCAGCCUGCACGGACGCAUCACGUCCCUGAGUGUCAGUGACUGCAUCAAUGUGGCGGACGAUGCUGUAGCAGCUAUCUCUCAGCUCCUCCCCAACCUGGGCGAGCUGAAUCUCCAGGCCUACCACGUAACGGACACAGCGUUGGCCUACUUUACUGCCAAACAGGGCCGAGCCACGCACACUCUGCGCCUCCACUCUUGCUGGGAAAUUACCAACCACGGCGUGGUAAACGUGGUCCACAGCCUGCCCAACCUGACUGUCCUCAGCCUGUCCGGGUGCUCCAAAGUGACAGACGAUGGCGUGGAGCUGGUGGCGGAGAACCUGAGAAGACUGCGUGGACUGGACCUCUCGUGGUGCCCCAGGGUGACAGACACAGCCCUGGAAUAUAUCGCAUGCGACUUGCACAAGCUGGAGGAACUGGUGCUGGACAGGUGUGUGCGGAUCACAGACACAGGACUCAGCUACCUGUCCACAAUGUCAUCGCUCCGCAGCCUGUACCUACGCUGGUGCUGCCAGGUCCAGGAUUUUGGCCUGAAACAUUUAUUGGGGAUGAAAAGUUUACGACUCUUAUCGCUGGCCGGUUGUCCUCUGCUCACAACCACUGGCCUCUCUGGCCUGGUUCAGCUACAGGACCUGGAAGAACUGGAAUUAACCAACUGCCCUGGUGCCACUCAUGAGCUCUUCAAGUACUUCUCCCAGCACCUGCCUCGCUGUGUGGUGAUUGAGUAAGGAGCAGGGGCUAAAUAUUCCGACUCUUAAAACCAUAUCCUCAGAACCAUUCCUAGCACGGCACCAUCCAAUCGUUGACUUUGGCAACUGGGUUGACAACCGAGCCACUGACUUGCUGAAAAGCAAAGAAUAGCAAGAUCCUGGGAGAUAUUUCACACUCCGGUUUGUGAAGAUUCAUUCCAUGUGCCGAAGAAAGGGUUGUAAAUUUUCCACGCCUCAUCUCUUGUCUUCUUUGUCGUGGACUGUUCUGAUACUCACAAGUAGAGCCGGCUCCCACCCAAAAACCCCAUCAGCGUUCUCUACAAGGAUUUUAUGGUGUGAGGUUGAGUACAGCACAUUGUGGAGUGUUGCUUCCAGUUCAGUGGUGACCCUCCAUAUUUUGGUUCCUAAUGCUUUAGAAGAUUGAUUAUUUUGAUUCUGGGUUUCUGGUAUCCUAAAAUUGCUUGGCAUCACAGAUGAGGAGAAAUAAUGAAGAACGCCGGGAAUGCAAACAGGUUUUCUUGAGGAGCGGUGACAUGUCUGGUGGAUUGUGGUGCUUCUGAGCAGUAGUAGUUUGACAGUCAUGAGAAGGUUCUGCAUGGAUGUUGAAAGGGCUUAACUCCAUGUUAUGGCUCACAUUGAGAUGGAGUGGUUAGCGUGAUCCAUAUAAACCCAUCUUGUACCAUAAUCCUGUUUUGACUCUUUUAAAAUUUUUUUGCAAACCUGAUUUCUAAAUAUUGUAUUGACAUUUUAACAUCAACCCAUUUCCUUUUUUUUCUUGUUCAAACUUUAUAUAACUUAUCUUUGUCCUUUAGGCAUCAAUCUCAUGAUUGUUUUCAUGGCAUUGGUGCAUCCAUGGUCUAUGUAAGACGGUGGUAGGUUAUGGUGGCAACUGAAGAGAGUCACCUAAUACAGCACGUCUUUGUUUGAAGAUUAAAAAAAAUGAUGGAAGAUCGUCAAGUUCCACUAUGUUGAACUGAUUGCCUUUGACUCUCUAGCCAUAACCACUAGCGGAGACAUGACAGCUCUUGAGGUGUGCUGGAUGGUCAUCCUGCGGCAUCUGAAUCAACUUUGAAGGCAUUAACUGGCAAGCGUAGGGUAAGAUGAAGGACGUGGUAUAAAUAAUGACUAGAGGGACCACCAGCAGGAAAUGCCUUGUAUAAAACCUUGCUUGGAUGGAGAGGCGCUUUCCCUCUCUUGUACACCUUCCCCAGCGUGCCCUAGUGCCUGUACAUUAUCACCCUUGCUCGAUUCACUGCUUUCAUCCCGAUUAGAUGAUGGAGAACUUUUAAAUUCAUUGACUCUUUCCACGGCCUGCCCCAGAUGCGGGUGGCUGGGGAGAAGCAGUGUGGGUUGUUGUGUUUUUUUACGACAUUUGUGCUUUUGACAACUUUGUCCCAAGUUCUCAAGAAUUGUCACACGAUGAUGCUAUAGAGAAAGGAUGCUUCAGGGGUAACAUACAAUCAGAUAAUCCUUUUCUGUCCCUCUUGCCUUGCUGUCUUCUGCUACUUCUAUCCAUCUAUACCACAGGGUCACUUUCUCUGUUGUUAUCUCUCCUCUCUCUCUCUUUCUCUCUCUCUCUCAUAUAACGCAGUUUGUCUCUAUGUACACGUGUCCCAUAUUCUCUUCCCCGCAUGUUUCUUUCCGUCUGUCUUUAUUCCGACUCUUCUCACUUCUGGAGAACACCGUCUAUGGAACAAUCUUGUGCUGUUUCUCACCAUGCUUUAAAUAUAUUAAAAAAAUAUAUAUCAGAA